UUUCAUUUUAACAUAUUAAGUAAAUUAAAACGCUUACAGGUGUUUUAUGUAACGUUUGAAUGAAAAAUAAAAUUAUUUAUUAAAAUAAAAAUCCUGCUCUAAACCAAAAAAGUUAACAAUAUUAUAAAAAAAAAUGUCAAUUAAAAACAUGAAUUUUAAAAAGUGGUCUAGCAAUAUUUUUAUACUAUUGUGCUUUAGUUUAUUUUCACAAAAUGUGCAUUCACAAUGUUUAAAUCCAAAUGGUCAAUACGGAUACUGUAUGUCUCUAUAUGAAUGUCCACCAUUAAUAUCAGUUGCGAUGAAAAAACCAUUAUCAAAAUCUGAUAUAGCAUUUUUACGUCAAGCUGAAUGUUAUGAAGGAUUUGGACGACCUCCAUUAGUUUGUUGUAAUAAUGAUGUCGGCUUUUAUAAUUUUAAUGGUCUUAAUGGUGUAAAUCCUAACAAUGAUGAAGCUUUUCCAAGUGUAAGUUCUCCUGUUUCACAAAAUCAACCACGUUUAAGAUCAAAUGGAAAUUCGGCUACACUUCCAAAACCACCAUUAUGUGGAAAUGAAGGUAUUUCACCGAAAAUUUAUGGUGGAUCUGAUGCUUCAUUAGAAGAAUUUCCAUGGAUGGCGUUACUUAUUUAUACAAAACCCAGCACUGGUCAAAUGUCUAUGAAUUGCGGAGGAUCUUUGAUUAAUGAUCGUUAUGUUUUAACAGCUGCACACUGCCUUAAAGAGUCAAUAUUUCAGAAAGUUGGACAACUAAAAUAUGUGAGACUUGGAGAAUACGAUAUUACAAAACAAAUUGAUUGUUCAGGUUCACUAUGUGCUGAUUCAGCAAUGCAAGUCGGAAUAGAACGUUUAAUACCACAUGAAAAUUUUAAAGAUAAUGAUGUUCAUCGUCACAAUGACAUCGGUUUAGUUAAAAUGGAUCGUUCAAUUUUAUUCACGGAUUUUAUUCGACCAAUUUGUUUACCAUUUAUGGCUAAAUCAACUCCACCUAGUCCAGGUUCUGAACUUAUUGUUGCUGGUUGGGGAAGAACUUUAAAUGCACGUCGAGCAACUAUUAAACAAAAACUAAGUGUACGAGCGUCAUCUUUAGAAGAAUGUGCAGAAAAAUUUCGUGCUAAAAUGGUAAAUGUUAUUGAUACACAAAUUUGUGCUGGUGGUGUUCUUAGAGAAGAUAGUUGUGAUGGGGACUCUGGUGGUCCAUUGAUGAGAGUAUAUAAAAAUUCAUAUGUUAUUGAAGGGAUAGUUUCAUUUGGUAUAAGAUGUGGUUUUAAAGAUUGGCCAGCCGUUCAUACUAGAGUAUCAAGUUAUGAAAAUUGGAUUAGAAAUAAUGUUAGAUAAAGAAUAAAAUUAAUUAGGAUAUUUGAAUUUUUGAAUUGUGAUGUUUUUUUUUUUAAUAAUGUAAUUAUUUAGUUCAAGUAGUAAAUUAUAAGAUUUUUGAUAAAUUAAUUUUUAAAAUUAAA
Molecule: messenger RNA, 1455 nt
Organism: Condylostylus longicornis
Lineage: Eukaryota; Metazoa; Arthropoda; Insecta; Diptera; Dolichopodidae
Product: serine protease 7
Exons: 6
Coding region: 134-1333 (399 amino acids)
Biological process (GO): proteolysis
Molecular function (GO): serine-type endopeptidase activity
Source: RefSeq, a predicted model, not a curated record